Molecule: messenger RNA, 3204 nt
Organism: Patiria miniata (bat star)
Lineage: Eukaryota; Metazoa; Echinodermata; Asteroidea; Valvatida; Asterinidae
Product: patched domain-containing protein 3-like
Exons: 2
Coding region: 237-3140 (967 amino acids)
Cellular component (GO): membrane
Source: RefSeq, a predicted model, not a curated record
CGUGAACGAUCGAUCCGCCCUUGGGAAAUGGUUUGGUCUCCAUUGACAAAAGCGUUGUUCGGGGAAAAAAUAGUGGCUUAAUACGUGUGUUGGGGACAUGCUGUAGUUUUACUCAUAUAGUUCAUUGAACGACCGUAUUAACGCGUGAACACACGGACGGUUGCCGUAAAACCAACUAAACGAUACCAUGUCCAUAUCACACGAACAGAGUCGAUUGUCACUUGUGUAGAAUUAAAAUGGCGUUCGAUUGCAUCGAGAAAAUCAUCAAAUUGUUCUUCUUCAACUACGGGGGUUUCAUCGCGAAGCACCCGAUUCCCUUUCUGCUGGUGCCGCCACUGCUGGCCGGGGCACUGGGCGCUGGGAUGGUGUUUCUGACGGAGGAACAGAGCGUGGAGAACCUGUACACUCCUGAAAAUGGCCAGGCCAAGACAGACAGAAACACGGUGGAAACAUUAUUUGCCGAGCACGGUGACAAUGACACGCUGGUGUCACGUCUAACGAGACUUGGUCGGGCUGGCAGCGUGAUUAUACGGCACAAGGAUGGACAGAACAUCCUGACACAGGCGGCCAUGGAUGACAUUUUAGAUUUACACGAACAGAUCAUGAACAUCAGCAUCACUCACGAUAACGUGGACUACACAUUCACCGAUCUCUGCGUGAAAUGGGACGUUGUUUGUAACGAGAACGCCAUACUGGCUGCCUAUGAUUACAACUCGUCUAAGGUUCCGUCGACCACCCUGACAUUUCCCCUCUAUACCUCACCAACCGAUAACAUCGUAACUUAUUUUCUCGGUGGAGGACUAGGCGGAGUGACUUUUGUAUCAGGUUCUCAAGAUGAUGUCCUCUCGGCUGAGUCUAUUCAGUUGUCCUACUUCUUACAAUACGAAGACAGCGUGGAGGACCAGCGAAGCGCCUUGUGGGAGGACAAGUUUCUGGAAGUGGCUGAGGCCUUCACGUCAUCGGUCAUCACAGUAACUCGCGAGGUGUCUACUACUCUGGAGAGCGAGUUGGAUAAAGCUAGUUCCAGUGUCAUUAAGGACUUUUCUAUCACGUUCACCAUCGUGAUCACGUUCAGUAUCUGUUCUUGCGUGAUGCUAGACUGGGUGCGUAGCAAGCCCUGGCUGGCCGCAUGUGGUGUCCUAUCUGCUGGCCUGGCCGUGCUUUCAUCAUUCGGGCUGAUGAGCUACAUUGGAGUACCAUACAUUAAUGUCGUCGGCUCAGCACCAUUUCUAAUCCUCGGUAUUGGAGUUGAUGAUAUGUUCAUCAUGUUGGCUGCUUGGCGACAGACUGACGUCAGAUGGUCAGUGGAACGACGCAUGCGCCAUGCCUUCUCUGAAGCUGCCAUGUCUAUUACCAUCACGUCCAUUACAGAUGCUCUGGCCUUCGGAAUCGGCGCUAUUACGUUCUUCAGAUCCGUCCGUAUAUUCUGCAUGUACACGGGUGUGGCUGUCAUCUUUGACUACGCCUAUCAGAUCACUUUCUUUGGCGCCUGUAUGGUGCUGACUGGUCGUCGCGAGGCAGCUAACCGACACUGUAUGUCCUGCCACAAAGUCCGACCUAAGAGUGGGUCUACGUCCACAGCCUACACCUUAUUCUGCGCCGGUGGUUCGUCCCAGCAACCCACUGACAGGGAGGGUGGGGACACUAACGACCACGCCCUGAUGUUGUUCUUCAAAAAUUACUACGGCCCCUUUAUCACACGUUGGUGGAUGGUGAUUCUGACAAUAUUACUGUUUCUGGGCUACCUAGGCACCGCCAUCUACGGAUGCACCCAGGUUCGUGAGGGUCUCACUCUCCGCAACCUUGCCAGGGAUAACUCCUACGCAGCCGACUUUUUGGAUGAUGAAUCGCAGUAUUUUACGACCUACGGCCCUCAAGUCUCGCUUGUCUUCACGGAGCCCAGAGACGUGUGGAAUCCAGUGGUGCAAGAUCUCAUGGAGGAGACCUUAGCUAAGAUGGAGGCGAGUAAGUACACGUACAGUAAGGAUCAGAAUCUGACUGUGUCUUGGCUGAGAGAUUAUCUGGAGUUCCUGCAAACCAUCGGCCUCAGUAAUCCAACCCAGACUCAGUUCAUAAAUAUUCUGCGCCAGAAUUUCCUGACAAUUUCCGCCUACCAGAGAUACUCCUUAGAUAUCAUCUUCAGUGAUGAUAACACGACUGUGGCGGCAUCGCGAUUUUUUGUCACCACUAAGGACUUGGUUUCCACAGACAAAGAGCGAUUCAUGAUGACGGAUAUGAGGGAGAUAGCCGAGAACUCAGAGCUGCCUGCUAUAGCUUACCAUCCAGCCUUUAUUUUCUUCGAUCAAUACAUAGCCAUCCUGCCUAACACACUACAGAACAUGGGUAUUGCGGUAGGCGCCAUGUUGAUCGUGGCUCUGCUCAUGAUCCCCAACCCCAUCUGUUCUGUCAUGGUCACCCUUUCCGUAGCCUCUAUCGUCACAGGGGUGGUCGGGUUCAUGACCCUCUGGCAGGUCAACCUCGACUCCAUCGCCAUGACCAACCUCAUACUCUGCAUUGGUUUCAGUGUGGAUUUCUCAGCCCACAUAAGCUAUGCUUACAUAGCAGCAAACACAGGCUGCCGUCGUGACAGCGUCAUCUACGCCCUGUACUCCCUCGGCAUGCCGAUCGUCCAAGGAUCCCUUUCCACCUUACUCGGUGUCGUAGUUCUUGCCUUCACGGACUCUUACAUCUUCCGGACUUUCUUCAAGACCAUGUUUCUCGUGAUCUCCCUGGGAGCGCUGCACGGCCUGCUCUUCCUGCCAGUAUUUCUCCUGCUCACGAUUCCCGUUAAAUCUCGCAGAGUGGAGGACUCCAGUGAGAAUCUGCGAGAUGGAUGUGUUUCCCGCAGCCCGCACCUAAGUCCCCAUCAGAAACCCUUUGCAAUGGGGCAAUAUUCCCGUCCCAACUCCCCGCAUCGAGCCCCCGCCUAUGCCGCGAAUCACCCUCAAAGAUCGGCGUCUGUGCCUUACAACAUUAGCGGAGGUCUUGUGGGUCCAAACCCCUCUGACGUCACCUUCAGACAGUCACCACAAUCAUCGUCACGACAAAAUGGUGGCAACUGGCAAAACUGGGCCCUGUCUGGCAAUUUUGGUAUUCCUAGGGCGAGGCCCACCUCGGCACAAGGCGUUUACUUUUCAUAACCUUUAGUAAAAAUCAGAAGGAAGCAUUUUGGUUUAUUGUAUAUAAAAAACACAUGCCAGAAAA